UUUUCCCUCUGCAUUUGCAUCAACAUGAAGCAUUCUUGCUUGAAUUCCAAGAUGGCUUUGUGUAAUCUUUUCCAUGGAAUUCUCCUUUUAUGCAUGAGCUUCAGCUCGGAAACUGCUACAGCAGCUACUUUUUCAAAUGUGUCCGAUCGACUUGCUUUACUAGACUUCAGGAGACUGAUAACUCAAGAUCCACACAAAAUCAUGAGUUCAUGGAAUGACUCAAUCCAUUUCUGCAAUUGGGUUGGUGUUUCAUGCAGUUCAUCUAAUGGAAGAGUUGUAACUUUGAACCUGGAGUCUCAGAGUUUGGUUGGCUCUAUACCGCCUUCUGUAGGAAAUCUUACAUAUCUUACAGGCAUCAACCUGCGAAACAACAGCUUCCAUGGUGAAUUUCCUGAAGAGCUGGGUCGUCUAUCGCGCUUGCAGCAUAUCAACGUCACCUUCAAUUCCUUGGGUGGGAAGAUUCCCGCUAAUCUCACUUACUGCACAGAACUUACUGUAUUUAGUGUUGCUGUCAACAAGCUUACUGGGGUGAUUCCACACCAGCUUAGUUCAUUGACAAAGUUGGUCAUCCUGGAUUUUGGAGGCAAUCACUUUACAGGAAGCAUCCCAUCUUGGAUAGGGAACUUUUCUUCUCUCUUUGCUCUGUCACUUCCACUGAAUAAUCUACGAGGAAGCAUACCAAAUGAACUUGGCCAGCUAACUGGAUUGGGUUAUUUUCAAGUUUAUGGCAAUUAUUUGUCUGGUACGAUUCCAACUUCAAUUUUUAAUGUUUCUUCUAUAUACUACUUCUCUGUUGCUCAAAACCAGCUGCAUGGACAGUUACCCCCCAAUGUAGGUGUGACUCUUCCUGCCUUGGAAAUAUUUGCUGGGGGUGUUAACUAUUUUACAGGACCCAUACCUGUAUCACUGUCAAAUGCUUCUAGACUUCAGAUUCUUGAUUUUUCUAUAAAUGGUCUCACUGGAACUAUUCCCAAAAAUCUAGGAAUCUUGAACAGUUUGGUUAGACUCAAUUUUGGUCUUAACAACCUAGGAAACAGGGAAGUGGAUGGUUUGAAUUUUCUUAGUUCUUUGGCCAACUGCACCAGCCUAGAGGUGUUAGGUCUUUCAGAAAACAAUUUCGGAGGAGAAUUGCAUAACUCCAUAGGGAACCUUUCAACCCGGUUAAAAAGUUUACAUCUAGGACACAAUCUGAUCCAUGGAAACAUCCCUGCUGAGAUUGAGAACCUAGUUAACUUGAACCUCCUGGGAUUGGAAGGUAACUACCUGACUGGCAGUGUUCCAGAUCUUAUCGGGAAGCAGAAGAAAUUAGAGGCUUUGCAUUUGAAUGUCAACAGAUUCUCGGGAUCAAUCCCAUCAGCCCUUGGUAACUUGACCAGAUUGACCAGGCUUUUCUUGGAGGAAAACAGAUUCGAAGGAAAUAUACCUUCAAGUCUCGGAAACUGCACAAGUCUGCAAAAUCUGAAUCUUUCGAGCAACAAUCUGAACGGAACCAUACCCGAAGAGGUUCUUGGUCUUUCAUCUCUCUCAAUUUCUUUGGUUAUGUCUAAUAAUUCCUUGACUGGUUCCCUAUCAUUAAAAGUAGGUAACCUACACAAUCUCAUGGAGUUGGACAUAUCAGGAAACAAAUUGUCAGGUACAAUUCCUAGUACACUCGGCAGUUGUAUCAGUUUAGAACGCCUUCAUUUAGAGGGGAACAAGUUUGAAGGGCCGAUUCCAGAAUCUUUGGAGACUUUGAGAGGUUUGGAAGAACUAGAUCUGUCAGAAAAUAAUUUAACUGGGAGGGUCCCUGAAUUUCUCGGCAGGUUUUCAGUUCUCAGGCAUCUCAAUCUUUCUCACAAUAAUUUAGAGGGGGAUGUGUCAAGAGAUGGUAUAUUUGCAAAUGCAAGUGCCUUCUCAGUAGUUGGAAAUGAUAAGGUCUGUGGAGGUAUCCCAGAAUUGCAUUUACCCCCAUGCUCCAGGAAAAAACCCAGAGAACCUCUUUCCUUCAAGGUAGUAAUACCAGUAACAAUUGCAUCAAUAUUCAUUUUUGUUCUAUUGUGUUCUCUGUCAAUUUUUUAUAUCAGAAGAAAGUUACCAAGGAAUUCCAACACACCUCCCCCUGAGGAGCAGAAAGUAGGUAUUUCAUACUCGGAACUCAUAAAAUCAACCAAUGGAUUCGCUGCUGAAAACUUGAUUGGUUCUGGAAGUUUUGGAUCUGUAUACAAAGGAAUUCUUUCUGGUGAGGGAAGAAUUGUUGCGAUUAAGAUUAUGAACCUUCUUCAGAAAGGUGCUUCAAAAAGUUUCAUUGAUGAAUGUAAUGCUUUAAGAAGCAUAAGGCAUCGUAAUCUCCUGAAGAUCAUCACUGCUUGCUCGACCGUUGAUCAUCAAGGUAAUGAUUUCAAAGGUCUUGUUUUUGAGUUCAUGUCUAAUGGCAAUCUAGACCAGUGGCUACAUCCAACAACUGAACAGCAAUAUCGAACCAAGAAAUUGAGCUUUACUCAAAGACUGAAUAUUGCCAUCGAUGUUGCUUCUGCAUUGGAUUAUCUCCAUCACCAUUGUGAAACCACAAUCGUUCAUUGUGAUUUAAAGCCAAGCAACGUGCUCCUUGAUGACGAUAUGACAGCCCACGUUGGUGACUUUGGAUUAGCUAAAUUCCUUUCUGAAGCAUCCAAGAAUCCCUCUAUAAAUCAAUCAAUUUCUGCAGCUUUAAAGGGUUCAAUUGGCUACAUCCCUCCAGAGUAUGGGAUGAGAAGCGAAGUUUCUGUACUUGGAGAUAUUUAUAGCUAUGGAAUACUACUGCUAGAGAUGUUCACAGGAAAAAGACCUACCGAUGACAUGUUCGAAGGUGAUCUAAAUAUUCACAAGUUUGCUGAUAUGGCUUUCCCUGGCAAUGUCAUGGCUAUCAUUGACCCAUCGAUGCUAGCUGAAGAAGAGAUUUAUGAGAAUGAGGUAAAUGAACAUGGCAUAGAAGAAAGAGCAAUAAUACUCGAUAAUGAUUUUCAAGUCAACAGGACAAGCAACAUUGAGGAAUGCCUGGUGUCUCUUAUGGAAAUCGGACUCUCAUGCUCUAACAAAUCACCUGGGAAACGAAUGGCGAUGAACAUAGUUGUGAAUAAAUUGCAAGUAAUCAGAGAUUCAUUCUUUAGAUCUAUUAACAGGUUAGGUAAGAAUGUUGCUGUAUAUUUUGAAUGAACAUAGUGUGAACUCGUAGCUUAGGCUGGACUGUCAGCUUAGUUAUUACGAGGUAAAAAACUCUUAUGUUGUCAUUAUAUUUCUACCACUAUGUGAUAUUGCUAUGUGCCUGACUAUGAUUGGCGCUAUCCAAGGUUCAUCCCACUUUA
Populus nigra (black poplar) is the source of this 3320-nucleotide messenger RNA. RefSeq names its product probable LRR receptor-like serine/threonine-protein kinase At3g47570. The transcript has 2 exons. Gene Ontology annotation, biological process: protein phosphorylation. Lineage: Eukaryota; Viridiplantae; Streptophyta; Magnoliopsida; Malpighiales; Salicaceae. The record is from RefSeq and is a predicted model, not a curated record. Gene Ontology annotation, molecular function: protein binding; protein kinase activity; ATP binding. Bases 25 to 3171 code for a protein of 1048 amino acids.